Drosophila innubila is the source of this 758-nucleotide messenger RNA. RefSeq lists its product as uncharacterized. The coding region runs from base 153 to 713 and encodes 186 amino acids. The record is from RefSeq and is a predicted model, not a curated record. NCBI's taxonomy places the organism in Eukaryota, Metazoa, Arthropoda, Insecta, Diptera, Drosophilidae. The transcript is spliced from 2 exons.
UGACUUGAAAUUCAAACAUUUUUGCAUUUUAAAGUUAAUUAUUCUCAUCAACUUUAGCAAUUUACUGAUUCCGCUUAUACACAUGAAAAAAAAAUAAAUACAAAAAAAAUUACACUACGAAAGCUUUUUGCAUUCAGCUUUAUUUAAUAGUCAUGAAGCUUGGUAUAAAUUUAAUUUACCCGACAUCUGUGGUCAUCUUUAUAAUAUUGUUGCAUUUGCAAUUUAGCAGUGCAAGAAAUCUGGCCAAUGCCACAAAGGUGUUAGCUAACAAAGAAUUAACAGCUGAAGCCAUGAAAAGCAACUCGACUAACAAGCAACAAAAUGUCACCACUCUGAAUAGUUCUAAAAGUCAGCGAAUCAAUGACACCACCGCGAUAACAACUUUGUCCAUUCAAACCAAGUUGUCAGAGGAAUCUGAACUCAAAACCAGUACAGUGAUAACUCAUAUUGUGCGCAAGAAGCGUGAGUUCGAAGUGACAAUGCCCUAUGAUUUUAAUACGAUGCAUAUGCCAUGUGAAUUGGAUGCAGUUAAUAGACCUUAUAUCAUAUUUUUCUUUCCAAAUCAUUGCAUUUGGGUAGUAAACAAUAGACAUUCGCACGAGGGCUUUUAUCGGGUCUAUAAGAUGUAUCAGUUGGAAGCUCACCUCUUUGGGCAAUAUUAUGAGCGAUUGAAACGAUACGAAAUCGAUCCACAUUUUUUCGAGUACAAAUAAUUACACUGCAAUUAAAUAAAAUUUAAAUAAAAAGCAUGAAAGCAA